Messenger RNA from Rotaria sp. Silwood1, 285 nucleotides. The record is from the annotation of a GenBank genome assembly. Lineage: Eukaryota; Metazoa; Rotifera; Eurotatoria; Philodinida; Philodinidae.
AUGACAUUUGUUCUCUAUCAUCGUUAUGCAUCGCAUUACGAUUGCUCUCAUCAUUUCAACGAUGAUUCUCAUCGUCCAUAUAAUAUUGGGCAUUCAUCUACAAUCACUUUUACAACAGAAUCAUCAUCUAAACUAUUCACAAUAGAAACGUCUACACCUAUAAAUCAAAUAUUAUAUGUUCCUUCAUUUCAAACUAUGCGUUUACCUAUAGACUUUGAUAUUGUUGCACCUACUGGUUCAUUAGUUCGUAAUUUAUUAACCACAGUUGGUGGUAGUAUGGCAUAA